AUGGCCGACCAAGCCCUCACGAAGGCGUGGGGUACGCUUUCUAUGGAGGCAAAGAAGGCCAUCGAAGAAGCAGGAUGGAAGCCGCGGACGAUGGAGCCGGGGCCCAUUUGGCCCCCGGGACUACCAGGCAGUGGAUCGCAAACCGAAAGCAUGACGCAAAAGGAGUACCACGAGGCCAUUGAAACGGUGUGGCAGGGAGCUGAGCCCGCAGUGCAAAGGCUGCUCAGAGCAGCGGGUAUUCCCCCGCCAGGGGACUACAAGCCUGAGGACGAGACGCCAAAGCAGGAGCUCAGCCGCCAUGUUGGUACAUACAGAAGGACGACAAACAAGCUGAGAUCACUCAUUGAGAAGAAGGUCCGGCUUCAAGACAAAACGGAGAAGAUCAAGAGUGAGUUCGAGCAGGCCAUGAAGCAGCUUGCGCAAGUCAGCCAGGCCAUCCAGGCCACGGAGCUGGAGGUAGCGGAAGCACAGAAGAAGGUACAAGCCUGUGUGAAAGAUGAAGAGGACUCGCCAUACAAGGACGUCGCGUCCUACCUGGAAAAGGAAGGGAUCAUCCUGUCCGAGGAGCAAGCGGAGGCGCUCAAAACGAGGAUGGCGGUCAAGGUCGUGGAGACAGAUUGGACGGGAGUCUUGGGACAAAGAGAGCCGGGCAUGCCAGCCGAACUAGGCAUCUAUGGGCCGAUGCGCAUGCUGGGACAGGAGCGGAGGGGCCGACACCUCAGGGCAGCUCCUGGUCCGAACAGCCGAAAUAUGAAGGCAAGACAAGUAGAGGAGUCUCAAUGGGGAGACUCUGUUAUCUCUUUUGAUGGUGGCCGGAAGCAGUGUUACGGGGACAUUGUAUGGUCACAGGCACAUGGGGAAGGCAGUCAAGCUGUGUUUAGUACCCAGGUGCCUAGUACAAACAGCACAGUGGAAGACAGCCAAGAGAGCUGGAGUCCAGUUACGAGGGGUCCGGAGCCUGUCCGAGCUGUGGACAGCAGUUGGGCGGUCACAGGGCCCAGAUACUUCCAUAUAACAAGGGAAGACAUCGAAGAGGAAUGUGAGCAUUCGGCCUCGCGAGAAGCUGAGGGAAGCCAAAUACAGAUGAGAGACCAUGCAGCGGUUAGAGGGGAGAACAUGAAGGCCUCGCAGGAAGCUGAGGAAACACGAUUCUCGGCCUCGCCGUGUGCUGAGGGUCGCAGAGGAAAACAAAAGCCCAAGAAGCGGAAAGCAAAACCCACGGAACCACCAAAAGAUUUGCCACAGGAGUGGCAAACGCUAUGCCAAGUGGUGGGUAGAUAUGAUGCUUCCAGUGAGGCUGCUGCACUCGAAGCCAUUGAGAAGCUGGAAGAGCAGGAACUCAACCCGCUACAACAACGAGCAUGCCACGAAGUGCUUCGUUCCUUUGUGGAGCAGGACGCACAAUAUGCCAAAUGGAUCUUGGCAGAUGUGGCAAGUGGGUAUCGCCAAGAUGAUAAGGCCGAAUGCAUCAAAAUCACAGCGGCUAACAUCACCAGCUGGAGGAAACCCAUAGCGGCAUGGAUACACGAACUAGGACCGGACCUGGUGGUGCUGCAGGAAACCCAUCUCAAGACGGAGGGUAUCCAGCAAGCCAUGAGCCAUUGCCAAGAUAUGGGAUACACCUUCAUUGGCAUGCCAGGCAGUACAAAAAUUAAGGGUGUACAAGGAGGCCUGGCAGUUGGCACCCCGACAUAG
Symbiodinium natans is the source of this 1695-nucleotide messenger RNA. Lineage: Eukaryota; Dinophyceae; Suessiales; Symbiodiniaceae. The record is from the annotation of a GenBank genome assembly.